Ciona intestinalis (vase tunicate) is the source of this 2004-nucleotide messenger RNA. RefSeq names its product ADP-ribosylation factor 6-like. The record is from RefSeq and is a predicted model, not a curated record. Gene Ontology annotation, molecular function: GTP binding; GTPase activity. NCBI's taxonomy places the organism in Eukaryota, Metazoa, Chordata, Ascidiacea, Phlebobranchia, Cionidae.
GACAUAAUUUAUAAGUCGUUGUCACAUAUAAGGCUCUAUUAUAAUAGUAAAAAAAUUAUAAUAAUAUGGCAGUUGAAAACGAAUGAGCAGUUAACAUCCUUCAGCAUAGGGGCUGUGGUUAGUUCGUUUAAUUUGGGCGUGACAACAUAACGUGAAAACUGUAAGGCGACUAACGCAGCAUAUAAGGCUUUAUAUGGAAACAAAAGGAAGCUUAACAUUACUUCCUUGUUGUGGCGCAACAAACUUAUAAGCCACGUUUCAAGUUGGCAUUUUAACUAUUGUUACUUACGUGUGCUUGUCAUCAGUUGCACCAGUUUUCUUAUUAUGACAUUACAAGUCUUCGUUUAGAAACUGCGUCAUUUCCUUGCGCAUGAGUGUGGAAAGCGGUGGGUUGCAUUGUGGGUUUGAACAGGAAGCAGUGACUACACACACACACGCAUUGUCUGCUUGCGUCGCAAUAACAGUUUCUUGUGUCAGUAACCGCUAUAAGCAUAAGGCAGACUCAGCUUCAAAAUAUGUUUACAUUGAAAGUACGAAAAAGUACAAAACUACUUAAACAAACAAUAUAGUGGCUUAUAUGGCGUUUGAAGUAGUAGUGAGCAAAAGAAACGCUAAAUUUAUGCUUAGAUUGCUCAGUUAUAAACUAAACACCGCGUUAUUAUAUUUCUGCAGUACAGAUGACGUCAUAUACUAAAAUACGAAUUGCUGAGAGAAAACUUAGAUGUAAAUAAACAAAACAAUCUGACCGUGAACAUUUUAUUAUUGUUAAAAUUUAAAUGUUAAAAACGUUAAAAACUAAACAUAACCUCGCGAACAACGUUUUCGUGAAAAUGCAAAUUAAAUUUAUGAUACAUCGUUUCGUGCGUGGGUUUAUCCUUGCACAGUUUUGUUUCUGGCACGAGUAUUUACGCACAUGUAGUCACGAAAUCAUUAUUCAAACAUGAGUAGAUUAUUAAUACAGAUUUAGUAACCAUCCUCCAAGUUUUUUUUACAAUUAGGAAGUGUACUGUUGUUGUUAUUACUGAAGUACAACACUGUACUGCUCAUGGGGAAUGCGUGCGGUGGAAGAAAAGAAACUCGACUGGUUUUGAUUGGACUUGAUCUUGCUGGAAAAACUUCAAUUUUGAACAGAUUACGGUUUAAUGAAGCUGGUGCCACUACACCGACAGUUGGAUUUAACUUUGAAACAGUUGCGUUUAAAAAUUGUGACAUUAAUAUCUGGGAUACGGGCGGCCAAGAUAAGAUCAGAGAUUUAUGGCGGCAUUAUUAUGAGGAAGUAGACGGAAUUUUAUUUGUUAUCGACUCAACGGACCAAGGAAGGAUAGAUGAAGCUAAAGAAGCCUUGCAUAAAGCCAUGCGUGAUAUUAACUUAAAAGAUGCUUUCUUGUGCGUCUUAGCGAACAAACGUGACCUUACAGAACAAUGCAUGUCGGUAGAUGAAAUUCGUAACCGCCUACAACUCACUUCGUUCCCAGAGACCAGAAUUUGGACUCUGUUGGAAGUGAGUGCAGUAAAGGGCACCGGACUAGAGGAAGUUCUCACGUGGAUAUCGUCAAAACACCGAAAAUAGCUUCAAACCGAAUAAAGCAAUAUUUUUGUGUGGCUAAUAAUGAUACAAGAUGUACUAACAUUUUAUUUAAAUUUUAAUCUUCAGCAUUUCGCUACUGUAAUCGAAGCCCAUAUUCCAAACAUGCUUUUUUAAGAACUGCAUCGGAAAUCUGGUUUCUAUUUCACGCAUACUUUACAAGAAAAUGAUAUUUUAAGAAAUGCUAAUUUUUCAUUUACAUUGAAACGUUCUAAGAAUGACAUACCUUGCCACGAAGAUUGUAGUUAGAUUGUUAGUUCUAUUUAUUAAAUAAUAUAUUGUAAUUUCGUAACAAGUUAACGAUCAGUGAUAACUCUGCAUUGACUUAAAAAUAUCUCAAACCUAUUUAUUCCACUCUUUUAUUUUGUGAAACGGUCAAAACAGCUACUAUGCAAGUUCAUUUUGACAAGGAAAAGCAA